Camelina sativa (false flax) is the source of this 1191-nucleotide messenger RNA. Lineage: Eukaryota; Viridiplantae; Streptophyta; Magnoliopsida; Brassicales; Brassicaceae. The record is from RefSeq and is a predicted model, not a curated record.
ACACCAAAUUGAUUCUUUCUAAUUGCUUCAUCUUCUUCGACAAAAUCAUGGCAUCCAAACAUAAAUAAACCAUAUUCUUGUUAGAGAUGAGUGUCCUUCUACCUCUGCCGGAGAAAAAAAUUAUCAGAGUUCAGAGUACAGUGAAUCGAAAGAAAUCGCGAAGAACAGUUCGACGUUUGUUACAAAUCCAGAGGUGAAUUUUUUUUGAAAUCCAAAAAAUUCGUCUCUACUUAAAUUGGUUUAGCAAGCGAGGAUAAGAAAUUGUUGCUGGAACAAUAUGGUUAUGAUGCCAAUGAUGACUUUGGGUCUCAAUCUAAGAAGGCGAGGAUGAAAGAAGAGAAAAUGAGUGGAAGGAACAGCCAUCAAGUAGAAGAAGUUGUUGUAGUACAGCCAAGAACAACUCAUAGGUUACUUCAGGAAUGGCCAAACGAAAGAAAUUGCUUUCUCUUAAGGGAAUGGAUGUGAGACCUAUGAUGGAAGUUGUUAAAGGAGCAGCUUUUGGGAUUCUCCAGGCUGCUGGCGGUUGUCCAGCGUCUCUGCGACCUGCUAAGUGGUUGGAUUUUUACAGUGGUACAGGAUCUGUAGGAAUUGAAGCAAUCAGUCGAGGAUGUUCUGAGGCACACUUUGUUGAGAUGGAUCCUUGGGUUGUUUCGAAUGUUCUACAACCAAACUUGGAACACACUGGGUUUGUUGAUGCUUCGGUUAUACACACUGCUCCAGUCGAAAACUUCUUGGAACGUGCUGAUAAAACAGUAGGUGGUCGAGUACCCUUCACGAACAACAAUGCUUGAUUCAUGUGGAUGCCUUGAAAAGAUGACUGAUCGAAGGGAACCGCAAGCUCUGGAUAUCGGUGCACAUGAGAUUCUCCCUGAUGCGGACAUCGCUCUUGCUGCUGGACUAGACGAGUUGGCACAAAUGUUAGAUCUUCAAUCAGGUAAACCAUCAACAGUAGCCGGGAUAAGGUUCAUGGCAUUUCUGGAAGAAGACGAAAUGGCAUUCGACAAUCUUUACUGUAUAGCUUUCCAAAUGAUGGAUGCACAAUGGCUUGCCAAACGAGCUUCUUACAUGGAAUUUAAUGACGUCCUGAAAUCGACGAGGGCACAAUUGGAACGUCCUGAACUGAUGAUUUUACUCUUCUUUUCAGUUUUCUAAUUGUUCGUAGCUAAAAAAUUUCAGCUGCCAGUUGCACUA